This is a messenger RNA of Nematolebias whitei (Rio pearlfish), 1644 nucleotides long. RefSeq names its product DEAF1 transcription factor (gene deaf1). Gene Ontology annotation, biological process: regulation of transcription by RNA polymerase II. The coding region runs from base 1 to 1644 and encodes 547 amino acids. Gene Ontology annotation, molecular function: DNA binding; DNA-binding transcription factor activity, RNA polymerase II-specific. The transcript is spliced from 13 exons. The record is from RefSeq and is a predicted model, not a curated record. Lineage: Eukaryota; Metazoa; Chordata; Actinopteri; Cyprinodontiformes; Rivulidae. Gene Ontology annotation, cellular component: nucleus.
AUGGACGAGGCGGACUCGGCGACGAAAGCGCUCGGGCUGGACGAACCGCCCAUCGACGGGACGCCGGUGGACGAAGUGGGCUCGGAUACCGAGUCGGAGGCCGAAGUCACGCGCAUGGCUGUGAUGGCAGAACCGGGAAACAUCGACAUGGGAGCCGAGUCGCUGCCGAACGAGGCCGAGGCGGCGUUUGCAGAGGUGACGACGGUGACCGUGGGGGACGUUAACGCCGCGGAGGACAGCGUGUUCACCACGACGGUCGCUGCAUCGGGGAGUCUUCCAGAGCACGUGCUGAGCGGCAGGACCACCCUCCAGCUGGAUGAAGGUCUCAGCACCCAGAAGGCCACCCUGAUUGUGGUGCACACUGACGGCAGCAUCGUGGAAGCUGCAGGCCUCAAGUCUGCCACCACCAUCACUUCAGGUCCCCCGACUCCAUCUACGCCAUUGACUCCCCCGCAGGACAAAGAGUCUGGCUCCGCCUGGGACCCCUCGGUCUACAACAACGAGCUCCCAGUCCGCUGCAGGAAUUCCAGCGCGUUUUUAUACAAGAAUCGACUGGGAUCAGGGGGUAAAGGUCGCUGUAUCAAGCACAACCAGCAGUGGUACACUCCCACAGAGUUCGAGUGUUUGGCAGGAAGAGCGAGCAGCAAAGACUGGAAGAGGAGCAUCAGAUACGCCGGCAGACCUCUGCUCUGCCUCAUUCAGGAGCGGAUCCUGAACCCUCACGCUGCCUCCUGUACCUGUGCCGCCUGCUGUGAUGAUCUGACCCCGUCUCCAAAGGAGGGAGAUUCCAUCGCGCCAGAGGAUGUCACAAUGACCGGUCCAGUUCGUCUCUUCGUCCCAUACAAGAGACGGAAGAAGGACAUUGAGCCUCCUGUCGUCCCCUUAAAGAAGGAGCUUCCUGCUACCAAGGACAUCCAGCUGGGUCCAGGGACCACAUUUACGGUGUCCCCGUCAGGACAGUUUACCACCUCUGGCACCCUGACCUUUGACCGGGCUCCAGCAGGGGACGUCGCCACAGCCGCCAUCAUCUCAGAUGGCGCAGCGCAGAGCGACGUGUUCGCCAGCACCACAGUGCUGACGGCGUUACCGGCGCUGGCCGUGGCUCCUCAGCCGAUACAAGCUAAAGUAGAGGUGGCGUCUUCGUCCGCGGCUCUGGUGACGGCGCUGGAGGUGAGCUCCGUGGGCUGCGGAGCGCCGGCGCUGAGCAACGGGCUGAAGAACACCUGGGUUCACCUGGAGGAGCUGGCGAACACGCUGCUGAACAACGUCCAGCAGCUGAAGGCUCUGAUCGAGCAGGCCAGGAACGCUGCAGAGGAGAGCACCGGGGUCAGAGGUCAGGGGGGCAGGAAGGAGUGUGGCCUCGGGCAGACGCUUCAGAACCAGAUCUCGUUUCAACAGCCGGACCCCUCAGGGACCAAGAGGCCCUCUGACAUCACAGAGAUCAUCAUGAACCAGAUGUGCGUGAACUGCGGCCGGACGGCGAUGAGCGAAUGCACCGGCUGUCACAAAGUCAACUACUGCUCCACGUUCUGCCAGAGGAAGGACUGGAAGGAUCAUCAGCACUCGUGCUGUCAGUCAGCAGGGGGCGUGGCCGUUCAGGAGGAGGAGCCAAUCACAGCCAUGGACAUGGACAAAGUGAAGUGA